UGUCCGCGCUCGCGCGCAGGGGCGGCCGACGAGACGCCCGAGCGCCCGGCCCCGCCGCCGCGGUCCGGCAGAUCCCCUCUGUAGGGUUCGGUUAGCAGACAGCCUCUUCCAUUGUGAAUCCCCACCCACGGCUCCCUUCCUGGUGGGCUACUGAGCCAUGGCCACGGAGGAGAAGAAGCCCGAGACAGAGGCUGCAAGAGCACAACCCACCCCUUCCUCGUCGGCCACACAGAGUAAGCCUACUCCUGUUAAACCCAACUAUGCUCUAAAAUUCACCCUGGCUGGCCACACCAAAGCGGUGUCCUCUGUGAAAUUCAGCCCGAAUGGAGAAUGGCUGGCAAGUUCGUCUGCUGACAAACUCAUUAAAAUUUGGGGAGCAUAUGAUGGAAAGUUUGAGAAAACCAUAUCUGGUCACAAGCUGGGAAUAUCUGACGUAGCCUGGUCAUCUGAUUCUAACCUCCUUGUGUCUGCUUCUGAUGAUAAAACCUUGAAGAUAUGGGAUGUGAGCUCGGGAAAGUGUCUGAAGACCCUGAAGGGACACAGCAACUAUGUCUUCUGCUGCAACUUCAACCCACAGUCCAACCUCAUCGUCUCAGGGUCUUUUGAUGAAAGUGUGAGGAUAUGGGAUGUGAAGACAGGGAAGUGCCUCAAAACUCUGCCUGCUCAUUCGGAUCCAGUCUCAGCUGUUCAUUUUAAUCGGGAUGGAUCCUUGAUAGUUUCGAGUAGCUACGAUGGUCUCUGCCGCAUCUGGGACACCGCCUCAGGCCAGUGUCUGAAGACGCUCAUUGAUGACGAUAAUCCUCCCGUGUCGUUUGUGAAGUUCUCCCCAAAUGGCAAGUACAUCCUGGCAGCAACCUUGGACAACACGCUGAAACUCUGGGACUACAGCAAGGGGAAGUGCCUGAAGACAUACACUGGUCACAAGAAUGAGAAAUACUGCAUAUUUGCCAAUUUCUCCGUGACUGGCGGGAAGUGGAUUGUGUCUGGCUCUGAAGAUAACUUGGUGUACAUCUGGAACCUGCAGACGAAGGAGAUUGUUCAGAAGCUGCAGGGCCACACAGAUGUUGUGAUCUCAACGGCUUGUCACCCGACAGAAAACAUCAUUGCCUCAGCCGCAUUAGAGAACGACAAAACGAUUAAACUGUGGAAGAGCGACUGCUAAGUCCCUGGUGCCACGUGAGAGACUCUCGGGUCCAGAAGAUCCGGAUUGGCAAGAAACGUGCGUGUGGCAGGAGCGUCCAGGUUGGCCUGGUGGACAGGCCUGAGUUCGUCUCCUCUGAAGACGUUGGCUGAGGGGAAGUGGGUGCCACCGGAAGGUUCUUACAGUCGCUGUGACAUUUCUUGCCAAUUCCUCUGUCCCUGUCCAGGGAGAAGUACCUGGUCUACUCUGUGCUCAGAGGCAACACAAAUUUUUAAUUUUUUAUUACAAAAGAGUGACGUUCAA
Messenger RNA from Castor canadensis (American beaver), 1444 nucleotides. It is a transcript of the gene Wdr5, whose product is annotated as WD repeat domain 5. Gene Ontology annotation, cellular component: Set1C/COMPASS complex. NCBI's taxonomy places the organism in Eukaryota, Metazoa, Chordata, Mammalia, Rodentia, Castoridae. The record is from RefSeq and is a predicted model, not a curated record. Gene Ontology annotation, molecular function: histone binding.